Messenger RNA from Zalophus californianus (California sea lion), 2945 nucleotides. RefSeq names its product protein kinase N3 (gene PKN3). Lineage: Eukaryota; Metazoa; Chordata; Mammalia; Carnivora; Otariidae. The record is from RefSeq and is a predicted model, not a curated record. Gene Ontology annotation, biological process: protein phosphorylation; signal transduction. Gene Ontology annotation, molecular function: small GTPase binding; protein serine/threonine kinase activity; ATP binding.
GAGGCGCGGUGACCUCGGGUUGAGGAGUAGGGUCCCGGGCGCUGACCUCUCGCGGCCGAGAGGCGGCGCUGAUCCCAGGUCCCGCGAGGACCAGCGGACCUCGGGAGGGGGCGCCCGAUCCCGCGGCUGCCGCUCGGCUUCCCGGGAAGUUUCAAGUUUGAAAGUCCUGGCGGAGGGGCCGGGGCUUCCGGAACCGCAGUGGUCGAGAGGAGGGGCCGAGCGGCCGGAGCGGCGCCAUGGAGGAGGGGGUGCCGCGGCAGCCUGGGGCCCAGCAGCGGCCCCCGGAGGAUGAGAAAGAGGUGAUCCGCCGGGCCAUCCAGAAGGAGCUGAAAAUCAAGGAGGGUGUAGAGAACCUGCGGAGGGUAGCCACAGAUCGCCGCCACCUGGGCCACGUGCAGCAACUCCUGCGCUCCUCCAACCGCCGCCUGGAGCAGCUACACGGAGAGCUGAGGGCACUGCAUGCGCGCAUCCUGCUGCCCGGCCCUGGACCCGGCCUGGCCGAACCUGUGGCUGCGGGCCCCCAGCCACCUGCAGCGCAGCCCAGGGCUCGGCACCUCGAGGCUCUCCAGAGGCAGCUGCAGGUGGAGCUGAAGGUGAAGCAGGGGGCAGAGAAUAUGACACACACGUAUGCCAACGGCACGCCCAAGGAGAGGAAGCUUCUGGCAGCUGCCCAGCAGAUGCUGCGGGACAGCCAGCUGAAGGUAGCCCUGCUGCGGAUGAAGAUCAGCAGCCUGGAAGCCAGUGGGCAUGGGCCUGAGGGCUGACCCCUCCUCCCAGGUCCCGAGCUGCUGGCAGAGGAGCUAAGACAUCGGCUAUGCAUCGAGGCUGCCGUGGCCGAGGGUGCCAAGAACGUGGUGAAGCUGCUGGGUGGACGGCGAACACAAGACCGGAAGGCGCUGGCCGAGGCUCAGGCCCAGCUGCAGGAGUCCUCCCAGAAACUGGACCUCCUGCGGCUGGCCUUGGAGCAGCUGCUGGAGGGACUGCCUCCCGCUCAUCCUCUGCGCGGCCGAGUGGCCCGGGAGCUGCGGACCGCUGGGUCUGGGAACCCCCAGCCUUCGGGGGUGCUUGUGAAGCCCACUGCCAUCGCAGGGACGCUGGAGGUCCACCUCCUGGGCUGUGAGCAACUGCUGACAGCCGUGCCUGGACGGUCCCCGGCGGUGGCACUGGCCGGGAGCCCCUCCCAGGGCUGGCUCCGGGGCCGGGCCAAGCCGCAGCGUGGAGGAGAUCUGGCCACUGAAGUGCUGGCUGUACUGAAGGUGGACAAUCGUGUCGUGGGCCAGACUGGCUGGGGGCCGGUGGCCAAGCAGUCCUGGGACCAGACCUUUAUUGUCCCCCUGGAGCGGGCCCGGGAGCUGGAGAUCGGGGUGCUGCGGGACUGGAGGCAGCUGUGCGGCGUGGCCUUCCUGCGGCUGGAGGACUUCCUGGACAAUGCCUGUCACCAGCUCUCCCUCAGCCUGGUGCCCCAGGGACUGCUCUUUGCCCAGGUGACCUUCUGUGACCCUGUCUUUGAGAGGAGGCCCCGGCUGCAGAGGCAGAAACGCAUUUUCUCUAAACGCAGAGGUCAGGACUUCCUGAGGGCUUCGCAGAUGAACCUCAGCAUGACGGCCUGGGGACGCUUGGUCAUGAGCCUGCUGCCCCCCUGCAGCUCCCCAAACACGAUCAGCCCCCCCAAAGUGUGCCCCCAGAGCCCGGCCACACCCCGGGGAGCUACUGACUCUGCCUCGCCCAGUAAUUUCCCACCCAAGAAGAGCCCCCUGGGAGAAGAGACGAGGCCCCCGCCCAAGCCCCCACGCCUCUACCUGCCCCGGGAGCCGACCCCCGAGGAGAUCCCGCGCACCAAACGCCCCCACAUGGAGCCCAGGACGCGACUCGGGCCGCCUCGUCCCACCUCAGCCACCAGGAAACCCCCCCGGCUUCAGGACUUCCGCUGCUUGGCCGUGCUGGGCCGGGGACACUUCGGAAAGGUCCUCCUGGUCCAGUUCAAGGGGACGGGGAAAUAUUACGCCAUCAAAGCGCUCAAGAAGCAGGAGGUGCUGAGCCGGGACGAGAUGGAGAGCCUGUAUUGCGAGAAACGCAUCCUGGAGGCCGUGGGCCGCACGGGGCACCCCUUCCUGCUCUCCCUCCUUGCCUGCUUCCAGACCUCUAGCCACGCCUGCUUCGUGACCGAGUUUGCACCCGGUGGUGACCUCAUGAUGCAGAUCCACGAGGACGUCUUCCCUGAGCCCCAGGCCCAGUUCUACCUGGCCUGUGUGGUCCUCGGGUUGCAGUUCUUACAUGAGAAAAAGAUCAUUUACAGGGACCUGAAGUUGGAUAACCUUCUGCUGGAUGCCCAGGGUUUCCUGAAGAUCGCAGACUUUGGGCUGUGUAAGGAAGGGAUCGGCUUUGGGGACCGGACAAGCACCUUCUGCGGCACCCCAGAGUUCCUGGCCCCGGAAGUGCUGACCCAGGAGGCCUACACACGGGCUGUGGACUGGUGGGGGUUGGGUGUGCUGCUCUAUGAGAUGCUGGUGGGCGAGUGCCCAUUCCCCGGGGACACAGAGGAGGAGGUAUUUGACUGCAUCGUCAACGCGGAUGCCCCAUAUCCCCGCUUUCUGUCGGUGCAAGGUCUCGAGCUCAUUCAGAAGCUCCUGCAGAAGUGCCCGGAGCAGCGCCUGGGAGCGGGUGAGCAGGAUGCGGAGGAGAUCAAGACCCAGCCUUUCUUCAGGACCACCGACUGGCAGGCCCUGCUUGCCCGCACCGUCCGGCCCCCCUUCCUGCCCACGCUCUGUGGCCCUACGGACCUGCGCUACUUCGAGGGCGAGUUCACGGGGCUGCCGCCGGCCCUGACCCCGCCUGACCCGCGCUGCCCCCUGACCGCCCGCCAGCAGGCCGCCUUCCGAGACUUCGACUUUGUGUCAGAAGGAUUCCUGGGGCCCUGAGGGCCUCUCUGGCACGUCCGCCCUGUC